AUGUCUGUCAUCGACGCGACCGCACCUCCCGUUGAGUCCACGACCAUCACCCGAGAAGACGGUAACGGCCAUUCCGAUCGACGACGACAACAACAACAACAACAACAACAACAACAGCACCACGACCACGGAUCGGCGACGUCGGUCAGCGCCGGAGGAGUGACGUUCGACGACUUGGACGACACGGACGAGACCGUAUCCAUCGUCGUCGACGGUGUCACUGAUCGGACGCCACUGCUGACUCGGAGGGUUACGUACCAGGACGAAGACGGAAUCUGCAACGACCGCGGCACGGACAGAGUCGUCGUCAUCGACGGGCAAGUAAAUCUCUUCCGAAUUUACGAACCGGUCGCUAUAACACACAUAUCAUUAUAUUAUUAUUUAUUUAAGUCACGGACAACAUCGUCCAUGACGGUUUGA
Molecule: messenger RNA, 420 nt
Organism: Macrosiphum euphorbiae (potato aphid)
Lineage: Eukaryota; Metazoa; Arthropoda; Insecta; Hemiptera; Aphididae
Source: the annotation of a GenBank genome assembly